This is a messenger RNA of Coccidioides posadasii C735 delta SOWgp, 1092 nucleotides long. It is a transcript of the gene MEP7, whose product is annotated as Neutral protease 2 mep7. Gene Ontology annotation, molecular function: metalloendopeptidase activity. The record is from RefSeq and is a predicted model, not a curated record. NCBI's taxonomy places the organism in Eukaryota, Fungi, Ascomycota, Eurotiomycetes, Onygenales, Onygenaceae. Gene Ontology annotation, biological process: proteolysis.
AUGUUGUUGUGUUCGAUGGUGGCGGCCCUGGCGGCUUUAGCCACUCCUGCUUUUUCUUGUGCUCUCCCUCACUUAGAUUUACCUGAAGACAAUUCCGGUCUUGAUAUCAAACUCGACAGCCUCAGCAACACUCGUGUCAAGGCUACGAUCACCAACAAAGCUGAUCGUCCAUUGAAUCUGCUCAAGUUCAACACCUUCUUUGAUGAUGGUCCAACUGAGAAGGUUGGAAUCUUUAAGGAUGGCAACCCGAUCAAGUUUGAUGGAAUCAUGCGACGUAUCCAGACUUUCGACCUUCCCAUCAGUGCCUUCGUUCCUAUCAGCCCGGGUGAAAGCAUUGAAAGAGAAUUUGACAUUGCCUCAACCUCUGACUUGACUGUGGGUGGUGCCUUCGAUAUCUUGUCUGAGGGUGCAAUUCCAUAUGCGGAAGCCAACCAAACCACCCUUACUGGAGCCAUGGUCUUCAAGAGCAAUGCACUCCAGCUCAAGAUUGAUGGAGAGAUGGCUGCUACCGUUGCGAGGGCGAUCCAGCCCCUUGAUCGACGUAGCGACGUGCAUGUCUGCCGCAACAGCGCAAAACGCAAGGCUCUCAUGAAGGCCCUUCGCAACUCCGCGCAUCUUGCUGGAACUGCUGCUAGCGCUGCGUAUCGCAACCCGCGUAAAGUUCAAGAAUACUUCCACACCACCGAUCGCACAGCCGUUCGAUCCGUUGCAGCUCGCUUGAAGGCUAUUUCCCGGGAAUCUGGUUCUACUCGCAACGGAGCAACUCGCUACGCCUGUGAAGACCACUGGAACAGAUGCGAGCCCGGUGUGCUCGCAUACACUCUCCCAUCUCACAAUCUUGUCGUCAACUGCCCGAGUUUCUACAACUUGCCAGCACUCACCAACAGGUGCCAUGGCCAGGACCAGGCUACCACCGUUCUCCACGAGUUUGCUCACGCGCCAGGUGUACAUGAACCUUUCUGCAAAGAUCACGCGUAUGGAUACCGAUCCAUUCGACGUCUAUCUACGAGACUGGCUCUCAAUAACGCUGAUUCCUUCUCUCUGUUCGCGAAUGGUAGGUUCAGACGUCGGUUCCGAGUUAUUUCGACAUAA